AUGCAAGAAUUUUUUGAUGUGAUAGGCAAAUAUUAUAAUUUAACAGGAAAAACAGAGAAACCAAACCAUUUCUUCAGAAACGGAGGUGCCCAGCAAAAAUUUAGAGAUAUGAAACAAUUGAAUACUGAUCAGGCUGCUGAUCAUAUUUUAUCUACGGCUGUAUUCAGAACCAUAGUAGAAAACUAUAGUGAGCCAAAACUUACCUAUGAUUAUUACGCUUCCAUUAAGACGACAAUGAAUCAAUGUUGGAAUUUUCAAACAUUAUCAAAACAUGAGAACUUGAAAAAAGCGGCUGUCGAGGUUGAAUUGAUUGGGUGUAUUAAGGAUCAGAAGGACUGUUCUGUCACACUCGAUGUUACUAAAUUAAUAGAAACAAUUAGAAAUACUAUCCAAACUGCAAUAGGCAAUGGUAAAGUUCUAUUUGCCCAAUCCAAGACAAUAAGAGGUGCGAUAGACAGUUUUUUGAAGGCUUUCAGUUUUGGUCCAAUCGAAUGGGAUAAGAAAAGAAACUAUUCUUGUGAUUGUGAUCUUUGUGUUUAUUGUAGAGACAAUUCUAAAAGAUGGAGAUUGAAGUAUUAUGUUCUCUAUCAGAACGCAAAGGACCCUGAUGAUAUUAAGGUAACCUUUGAAAAAAUGUGUUUGUCCUAUAUUAUGCAAAAAUGUUUUGGCACUUCGUAUUUAGUAUGGUUAAGAAAGUAUCAAGACAAGGACAUCACUUCAAUCACUACUUUGCAUUUCCACCUGACCACUGAGACAAAUUUAAUAAUUACUGAAAGAAUGGCCAUGAAAAUUUUAAAUGAUAGAUUAAUCAGGCAAAUUCGUGGUUUUUUUAACAAGAAAAGAAAACCAAAAUCGACCUUAGAUGGUAUUAACUUGCUUCUUAAUGACACAUUUGCAAUGCUUAUCCCGGGAAAUGUCAAACAAGUUUUAACAAAUGCCAUUACACAAACAGUCACAGAUGAAUGGAUGCAGCAGUUUCGUAAAGAUUUAAAUCAAUGUUAA
Naegleria gruberi is the source of this 1002-nucleotide messenger RNA. RefSeq lists its product as uncharacterized. The record is from RefSeq and is a predicted model, not a curated record. Lineage: Eukaryota; Heterolobosea; Eutetramitea; Acrasida; Naegleriidae. The transcript has a single exon. Bases 1 to 1002 code for a protein of 333 amino acids.